GCGAUUAAAUGGUUGCCUUGAUCAUCGUAAUCAGUCGGCGCAUCUAUGGGUCAUGAGGACGGGGUCACCGGGACGUUGUUGGCGGUGGUGACCUCGUUGUCGCUGGGCGCCUGGUUCCCCAUUGGCUACAGUCUCUGCCAGAUUAAUGCGCCGCAAGCCGUGAUUGUCGACUGGCUGCAUGAUGUGCGUUGCGCUCGAAAGGUCACCAACAACACGGAUUUUUGCAUCGCUGUGAACUCCUCACUGCAACUGCUGCAGACGGAUGCGGUUAUUAACGGGUUAUGGGCGCUGAUCGGGGCGUCCAUGUCGCUGGGCGCCUGUCUGGGUUUAUGGGGCACCGGCUGGUUGAUCAGCCGGUGCGGAUAUAAGAACGCUCUGCAUGUCACCAAUAUUCCCGCUGUCUUGGGGACUAUCCUGUCGGGAGCGUGUGUUAUGGCCGAUUCUUAUGAAAUGCUGUUUAUUGGACGGAUACUUUUAGGUGUCAACAUGGGAUUGUCCAGCUCCAUCCUUCCGCUGUACAUCGCCGAAAUCAGCCCGGUACGGCUGCGCGGCGCCAUGGGCACCAUCCCGACCUUUCUCUACGUCUUCGGGAUGUUAGUGUCGGUCGUCCUGGGCCUCCCGCAAGUGCUCGGCACCGGUGACCUUUGGACGGUCAUGUCCUGGCUGCGCUUUAUCCCCUCCCUGAUUUUAUCCUUUUCCUUGCUGUUCUGCCCGGAAAGCCCGCGCUACCUGUUGCUGACCAACGGCGAUCACCAAGCCGCAGCUAAAGCACUAACCUGGCUGCGACAGCGUAGUAACAUCACAUAUGAACUGCAACAGAUAGAACUGGAACGGAAGGCCGUGGAAGGGGAAAAGGUCAUCUCGGUGGUGGGGUUGUUCCGGGAUCCGUUUCUCCGGCAGAACAUUGUCACGUGCGGGCUGGUGAUGAUGAACCAGCGGUUUAGUGGAUACGCGGCGGUGUAUCCGUACUCCAGCGCGAUUUUCAGCAGUGUGGGGCUGCCGCCGCUGGAGUCCCUGUACGGGAGUAUCGGGGUGAUGGGACUGCAGAUGCUGGCCAUCGCGGCAGGGAUGGUGCUUAUUGAUAAAGCCGGGCGAAAGGUCUUGCUGAUUUCCGGGAAUAUCGGCUGCUGCGUGGCCUGCAUCGCAAUGGUGACCUUUUCCGGCCUGGUCCAGCAGAACUGCCGCUGGUGUCCAUACGGCGGCUUGGCAGCGCUGUUGACCUUUAUCGUAUCUUAUAACCUGGGCCCGGGCAUCGUGCCCUGGAUCCUCCCGGCGGAGAUGUUCGGCAAGGAGUCGCGGGGUGCCGCCAUGACCCUGGUGUCCUUUGCAUGCCACGCCUCAACGAUGCUGGUGACGGCGCUGUACCCGCCGAUGCAGGCCGGCAUGGGCCACUGGACUUUCCUGCCGUACGCCAUCGCUGCGGCAGCUUUUAUUGUUUACAUAUGGUACGAUGUGCUGGAGACGAAGGGCCGCUCGUUCAGCGAGAUCCAGGAGGCGUUGUGGGAGAAGAGGACGGGGCGGGGCAUGGCACGACGGACAACGGGGACCGGGCUGAGCCACGCCCAGUCCACAGUGGCCUCCACCGCCCAACUGACCGACCUUUAACGCCGUGUAUUCUACACGUCCAGUAUUACACUAUCGAAUAAUCAACCUUACGUUCAUUCAUUCAUUCAUUCAUUCAUUCAUUCAUUCAUUCAUUCAUUCAUUCAUGUAUCAGGAGCAGACAACCCGGUAAACAGGACUUCAUUGUCUAGUCGGUAUACUGUAGCACCAGCGGUUUCACUGACUGUUUUACACUUUAUUGUUGUGCAUGUCUGGUAUUAAAUGCUUGACAAGU
This is a messenger RNA of Paramacrobiotus metropolitanus, 1837 nucleotides long. RefSeq names its product solute carrier family 2, facilitated glucose transporter member 3-like. The record is from RefSeq and is a predicted model, not a curated record. NCBI's taxonomy places the organism in Eukaryota, Metazoa, Tardigrada, Eutardigrada, Parachela, Macrobiotidae. Gene Ontology annotation, cellular component: membrane. Gene Ontology annotation, biological process: monosaccharide transmembrane transport. The transcript is spliced from 3 exons. The coding region runs from base 46 to 1605 and encodes 519 amino acids. Gene Ontology annotation, molecular function: hexose transmembrane transporter activity.